GACAAUAGCAACAUUAUAAAAUUUCUGUAUUUGACUUUGGUCUGUCAACUUCUGUAUUAUAUUUAUUUUUUUGUAAUACAAUUUUUAUUUCUCUUGUUCUUAUUAUAAUAUUAGUAAUUAUAAAUAAAAAAUGAGCGGAAGUGAAGAUAGCGAUGACAAUUUUAUGCCCGAACAAAGUGUUGACGAUGAAAGAACAUCUAUCAGAGCUGAAUUAUCCUCGCUUUCUUUCGAAGAGCUGCAGAAGUUGAAAGAAAAAAUUGGCGCUAAAGUGUACAAGGAAGCAUUGUUUGGUAAAAAUGACAAAAAGAAACCAGACGGACCUAGGAUAUUCAAGAGAGAGAAUAAAAAUAGACCAAGGGAGAUGAGUUCAAAAAAACCUGUGCCUAUGUUCGAUGUACCUAAAAUCAAGAAGAGAGAAGUUCGUGACCCACGAUUUGACCCCCUCUGUGGUGAGUUUGACAAAAAACAAUUCUCACAAAACUACAAUUUCUUAUCUGACAUACGAAUGAAGGAUAUCAAGAAAAUAAGAGCAGAGCUUAAACAAACAACAGAUCCGGAGCAAGAGAAGAAAUUACGUAGGCUGCUACAGAGAUUAAAUGACCAGCAUAAAGCUAGCAAGAAGAAGAAGGAAGAGGAUGCGUCAGCUAAGAGAGAGAAAACUCAUGUUGUGCAAGAGUUUAAGGAUGGAAGACAACCUCACUUUAAGAAUAAGUCUGAAAGGCGAGUUGAAGCAUUAGUCCAGCAAUAUGAAGAUCUAAAGAAGGAGGGCACUGGAAGGAUCCAGCGGCAUCUCAAACGCAGACAACAAAAGCUAAAGAAACGUUCACAUAAAGCGCCCACUGGUGUUAGUUGACUGCAAUAAAUGUUGAUUUAUAAGUA
Molecule: messenger RNA, 879 nt
Organism: Galleria mellonella (greater wax moth)
Lineage: Eukaryota; Metazoa; Arthropoda; Insecta; Lepidoptera; Pyralidae
Product: ribosomal RNA processing protein 36 homolog
Exons: 4
Coding region: 131-853 (240 amino acids)
Biological process (GO): maturation of SSU-rRNA from tricistronic rRNA transcript (SSU-rRNA, 5.8S rRNA, LSU-rRNA)
Cellular component (GO): 90S preribosome; nucleolus
Source: RefSeq, a predicted model, not a curated record